AGUAUUUCUAUUCAUGUCACCUAUAAUCUCACUGUAGCACAAGCUGUCACUCUCUAAUUCUCAGAACACUUGUACAUACAAACAGUCCUGGAGGAUCAUGAGUAACCAAAUCUUCUCCUGUUUUAGACUUGUAUUGCAGGUGUCACCACUUCUCUCCCUGCCAGAGGACAACAUGAGAGUGAAAAGAAGUACUCUACCCAGACCAUACAAUGACCACAACUGGACAGACCAAACAAUAACCACAUCUAGAUAGAAAGGCUUGUUUAAGGACUUAAGUGAACAGAUUUCACUGACAGGAUUGUUGUUUAUUUACACCUGAAUGGGCGCGGCAAUUCCAGGCACCUCCCACUUGGUCUCGACACACAGUAUUGUGAUAACAUCAAUGGAUUAGUCUCACUCCCUGUAAACUGUAAACCAUGGUUUGGAAAUAGCUGGAAUUUCAAUGCAUCCGGUAUUUCACAUGACUCACCUGUUGGAUUGGGAUGUAACAGUACUAUACCUGGAAGGUGUGUUUACAUAGAACUAAAGACUUUCAAUAACUGGUAAUAUGUUGUACCUGCAAGAGUAUGAACAAAACCCAACAGUAUGAAGAUGGAGAAAUGACAAGAUAAAACUUUCAGGAAAUCAAAGAAAAGAAAACUGAAGAAAGCACCACAGAAAUAGUUCCGAACAAAAAUGCUAGCUCUAGAGACUGCCACGUUGUUGUUACUGAUGGUAAGCAUGGCGACCGUGGAGGCUCAGUGUCCCAUCAGUCUCUGUUCCUGUUCACCGAGCAAAGAGAACCCAGCACUACAGGUUAUUGACUGUCGAAAUAAAGGUUUCAUAGAGGUACCAAAUAUAAUGGUAUCAACAGUCCCCGAAGCCUUUUAUGAACUGACUUUGGCGGGGAACAUGAUCACCUCCAUCCCAAAUGGAGCAUUCUCAAAUAUAACUGUCAAUGUGUUGGAUUUAUCAGACAACAGACUUGCACAGAUUUCUGAUAAUGCAUUUCAAGGAUUGGAGUCUUCGCUGACCAUACUUAAGCUUGGAGGAGACAAAACAGCAACUAAUCCCCCGAGCCUCUCUUACACUUUUCUCACGAGCUUGGUGGAACUUUUGGAGUUAGACUUGAGGUACUUCCGUUUAACAACCAUUGACCAAAACACUUUUCCUAGGCUAACAAAGUUAAAUGCAUUGAAGCUUCAAACAAUGAAAAUACAGAGCAUUUUAGAAAAUGGAUUUCAGGACAAAUUUCCUGUACUAAAAAAAUUGGAAAUAGUAGGGAAUACGAUGAUGGGGAAUGUUCCUGUGUCUGCAUUGCGGUUCCUUACAACAUUGAAUCACUUAACCCUGCAACAGAACAACAUAUCUUACGUUGCCUUUGCUUCAUUUGAGACACUUACAAAUCUUGUCGUGUUAGACCUGUCCCACAAUGAAAUCACCACCCUGGGGACGGACUGUUUCAAAGGACUGUAUUCCAAAUUAGAGUUCCUCAGCUUAUUCCUAAAUAAGCUUGACCAGACCCAGCUACAACCUAUCUACACACAAAACUGGACGGUGCUUGAACAACUCAACAUUGCAAACAACAUGGUGACUGAUAUACCAACUGGAUUCUUUUUAAAAAUGCAGUCUUUAGCUUACUUGAAUCUGAAUGAUAACAAGCUCACAACAAUCAAAACAACAUAUUUUACAGCCUUACCAAGCAUUCAUCAAAUAGAUCUAAACUACAAUCCUAUUGCAGCUAUAGAAGAUGGGUCUUUCUCUCAGGUUCCCACACUGAAGCAGUUGGACAUGGAACACUUCAAUAGUAUCAAUCCGUCUCAGCGAAUCAAUUUUACCACUGCUUCUGUAAGAGGCCUGGAAAACUCACUGGAGAGACUGAACCUCAUGCAGACCUUGUUGAUGCAGGACGAGGCUUGGAAGGCUAUCAAAACACUGACAAGGCUGACCCAGCUAGUUCUACAUGGCUCUGGUCUUACAGCUAUUCCACAUCUUGUGUUCAGUGAUCACGUGCACCUUUUUUACCUUGACUUGAGUAAUAACCAAAUAAGUGUUGUACAACAAGAAACACUUCAUGGACUGCAAGAUGUACUGCAAACACUUGACCUCCAGCACAACCGCAUACCUUCCAUAGAUGAGUGUGUGUUAAAAGGCUUCAAUGCUCUCUCGCUGCUGUAUCUCAAUGACAACCCUACCCACUGUAACUGUACUAUGAAGUGGUUGAAAGACUUAAAUAACAGUCCUCCACCCGAUUCCUACAGAAAUGAUGUGCUGUGUGUUACUCCAGCCAGCCUAGUCAACAGGAAUCUGUUUGACCUCAAUGACACGGAUUUAGGUUGUGCCGGGUAUGUGGCUCCGACCUGUCCCGAUUUAUCAGUCACAACAACCCCAGCACCACCUCCAACAACAACACCUGUCCCCACCCUUCCCCUCCCAACCCUGACCUCUAUCAUUACUGAGAAUACAAAGGACAGCAUUGCCAUAUCCUGGAACAUCAAUGACCUGCAGCUGAUCUCUGGGUUUAGGGUAAGCUAUACAAGUGCAGGAGUCACCCAAGAAAUCCCACUCUCUGACAAGAAUCGACAGUCAUACACCAUUACAUCACUGUCUCCUGAUACUUCCUACAGGGUGUGUGUUCAUGUCGUCCUCACAGAUAUCACUCGAGCUCCUGUUGAGAGUUGUCAUGACAUUACUACACUUAUGGAUCUACCCACCCUGACGGCUGGCAUUGCUAGCACGACAACGACUACCAUGAAACUGACAUGGAUCAUAAGUAAUUCACCCCUGGUCACUGGUUUUUCCUUGACCUACUACAAGUUUGGUACUAUAAACAGUCAAGUCGAGGUACCACUGGACUCAUCCAUGAGAGAACUCACCAUUGAAGGCCUCCAAGCUGAUAACAAGUACGAAGUGUGUCUAAAAGUACUCCUGACGGUUUCUGGGAUUGUGAUUAAAUGUGAUAUUGCCAACACAAAAAUAGAGUCGAUGGUUGGGCCAGGAGGUAAGACAGAUGAUACUGGGCCCAAUGGUGGAGUUAUAGCUGGGGCUGUGGUAGGAUGUGUGGUGGCUGUGGUGAUCAUUGUUGCCAUCCUGUAUAUUCUAUUUAUCAGGAAGGGAAGUCCAAAGCAGCCACUGCCAACUGUACAACAAACAUCCUUCAGCACUGCCGGCUUCCCAACAACAGAUCAUGCCAGACGCUUCGUAAAAAGCAAGCCUGCACAAAAUGGAGGAGGAAAGGACAUUCAGGUGAUCUCCAGCGGCAAAAUGGACCAAGACGAUGCCAGUCGUAUAUCGGGAGGAAGUUAUCAGUUUCUAAAUGAAGGACAAGUGACACUACAGCCUAUCCCAUUCAACAAAAGGGCUGGUGCUAAUGGAUCGAGUCUUGAUUAUGUGCCACCAAGUAAACAUAAAUACGCUAACGUUGGCUAUAACAGCUCCCCAAACCCUCCUUCAAAAAAUAAACAUUCUUACACGAACGCCCCACAACCCCCAAAGGGAAGCAGAAGUGUAUACACAAACGAUAUAGAUAAGCGACCACUACCUACGGAACCACAAAAAGAUGAAUCCGGAUUUACAAAUAAAGGUUUUAAAUCUGAAAUGCAACCUAAUUCUCCAACUUCACCAGCAACCCCAAAUGUAUACCAUGAAAUCCCUAUCUGAAAAUGGACAGGGUGUUGAAAGUGUCUACUUACUCGAGAGCUUUAAACGGGGCCCACCAGGUGUGGAAUCUGGUGCUGUUUUGAUGCUGUGAUGGCAUGUGUACUACAAUGGCUGGCUAUCUCCGCUAGACUGACAGUAACCAAGUCCUUGUACUCGCCCUAUACUUGUGACUCUUCGAGCAUCACUGGAGUAGUAAGAUUUCCAGUAUAUAUAUAUUUAUAUACUAGCUAGCAGACUUUUAUCUACAAAUAUCUACAAGAGAUAGCAUGUAUCUGGAUACUUCCUGUGGAUUAUCUGAAAGUGUACAUAUUCUAUCAGGGACAUCACAUUCCUUCCAUAUAUGGAUAUACAUAACUUCAUCCAGAAUAUACAUAAUCUCAUCCAGGGAUGAACCAAUGGAAAUGUGAAGAAGCGUUAUCGUUGUCAGCGUAAAAUGUGCUAUUCCACUUCCUCGGGUAGAGAACCUAUGAUUCAUUGGUGUGUGCCCUAUUUGUAUGGAUUACACUGAAAUGUACCCAGUAUUUGUACCCUUACUGAUACAGUAUGCAGUAUUCAUGAGGAAUGGAUUACAUUGGUGGGUUAACGAGGUUCACGAGGAACUAUAUGGAUUACAUUGGUGGGUUCACGAGGAACUAUAUGGAUUGCAUUGAAGGAACCCUACUUACACUGGUGUGUUCCCUGUUUGUACCCUAAAUGGUACAGUAGGUGUUUCACAGGGAACCGUGGAUAAGGUUGGUUUGUACCCUAUGUGUACCAUAACAGGUACAGUGGGAGACAUUAACAGGGAACCGUGGAUUAGGUUGGUUUGUACCCUAUGUGUACCAUAAAAGGUACAGUGGGAGACAUUAACAGAGAACCAUGGAUUAGGUUGGUUUGUACCCUAUGUGUACCAUAACAGGUACAGUGGGAGACAUUCAUGAAGUACUAUAGAUUACAGUGGUGCAUACCCCAGCUGUACCCUAACAGGUACAUUAAGGGACAUUAACAGGGAACUAUGGAUUACAUUGGUGUUUUCACUGGGAACUACAGAUUACAUUAAUAUGUGCCCUCCCCAUUCUCCAACUGUCCUAAACUUAAUCGUUACAUGGUCUGGCCAUCAAAUACUUAGAUGUACGUAAUAUAGAACAUUUAGUUCUCAAAGAUGUCAUUAUUAUGAUAUCUAUAAAAACCUGUGAUAGUUAUUCGGAUGUGCUGUUGUAUGUUUAAUGUAUUGUUUAAAUACUAAAAUCACUUUACAGAAACCUUUCAUAAGUAAAAACAAUGAAAAUGCUGUUCCAAAUAACUGAAAUUGAUAAAAAAAAAUCAAAAAAAUCAACAAAAGUUACUUCAGAUGAAAACAUGAAAAUGUUAUAAUUUAAAAAAUAUAUACCGAGAAUAUAUUAUCAGGAGAUAAUUUGACAAAUUUGGUUCUUUGACAAAAUUUCUGUUGACAGUCUGCAGUCAUAGGUAUUAUAUGCCAGGCUAUAUCUAACCAUGUGCAGGGCACAUCAUUCGUAUAUACAUGUACAACACUUGUACAUAUGUGAUCUCAGAAAGCUGAAACUGUUUUAUGUGUAAAUAUCCAUAUAUUAGUGCUAUAACAAUGAUAUUGAUCUAUAUGAGAGCUUUAUUUCUAUCUGGUGACUUUGUGUAUACAUGUGAAUAUAAAGUUAAAUAUAUUCAGAAAUAUUUACAUCUAUUGUUUAAUAUAUUAUGUAAAUAAGCACUGUACAAAAGUUGAACUCAAACAAGUUAGUGUUUAACUUGUGUUGCUGAGUAAAUCAGAAACAUGAGGUAUAUGUGACAUUAACAAAUAUUUAAAAAUCAAAAUAACAGUACAUCCUAAAACAGAGGUGAGACAGCUUUCUCGUGUAUUGAGCUAUGAAGUUAUAUAUAUGUACAGGAACGUACAUGCCUGCUAUAUUUGAAGAGAUGAAAUACUCUUUAAAAAUUAUGAUAUUAAUCCAUUCUUACUUUGUUGGUUACAUUUUAUACCUUGACUUGUUAUAUAGUAUUCACGCAUGCAUUGAACAUCAAUGAAAAUCCUAAAAUACAGUUUGAAAAUGUGCCUUUAUAUCAGUCCAUCCAAGUGUUGAAGUGUUCUACUAUCAAGAUGUUAUUUUAUACAUUGCAGACAAGAUUUUUCAAUAUAUCUGUUUAUGAUGAACAGUUGUAACUCUUAUGCACAGAAAGAAUGAGUUAAAAAACUGAAAACUUGUACCCUUUUUUUUCUCCAAAGUAUACUUACAAGCAACGAAAUUGAAAGUAGAAAAUAUCUUGAGAAUCACAGUUACAUGUAAAACUAACAUGUGGACAAAAUGGCAGAUCUUUGUUAACUGUAACGGUCAAGUUAACUGUAACGGUCAAGUUUAUUGAUGUCCAGCACUGUGUAUUGAUAUCAAAUAGAAAUAUUUUUUUAUAUAUUCCCUGAAAAUAAUAUUUUUGGAAUUCAAUAUGUCCACAUCAUCUUAAUAUGUGUUGUUGCUGUUGAUAUUAUUUUUGCCACAUAUUUCAUUCCCUGACAAAGAUUCACAAAACCAUUACAGAAAUGUACUGUACACCAGGUACCUAUAUAUAUAUUCAGAUUGAAUUA
Messenger RNA from Mizuhopecten yessoensis (Yesso scallop), 6211 nucleotides. Its product is annotated as leucine-rich repeat neuronal protein 1-like. Gene Ontology annotation, molecular function: protein binding. NCBI's taxonomy places the organism in Eukaryota, Metazoa, Mollusca, Bivalvia, Pectinida, Pectinidae. The record is from RefSeq and is a predicted model, not a curated record. The coding region runs from base 676 to 3639 and encodes 987 amino acids. The transcript is spliced from 3 exons.